AUGAUAUGGACCUUGUAUAACUUGGCCAAGACAGCUACUCAGUUGGGUGCCGGUGCAGGUGUACUUGUCUUGUUAGGUCUUUAUUUUUGUCAAAACAUCUUGAUCUACCCAGCGUCGAUAAACGAUGGGCGAGGCAAAUGUGCUACGCCAGAUGAAUACGGUAUGGCAUACGAGCUCGUGCAGCUUACAACAGAAGACGGCGAGAUUUUACAAUGCUAUUCCAUGAAACAAGACCGUAAGGACCCUUCUUACACAAAUAAGACGAUAUUGAUUUUAUCUCCAAACGCUGGAAAUAUAGGGCACGCAUUGCCCAUUGCCGAGAUCUUUUAUAAACAAUUUGAGUAUAAUGUGUUUAUAUACAGUUACCGGGGUUACGGCAAGUCUACGGGCUCCCCUAGCGAGGUUGGAUUGAAGAAAGAUGCCGAUAGAGUUAUGGACUAUCUUACCAAAGAAGAUAGCCAGUAUCAGGAAUCUUCGAUAAUCUUGUACGGGAGAUCCUUGGGCGGAGCCGUGGCCAUUUACAUUGCUGCAACAAAGUCCUCCUGUGUCCAUGCAAUAAUCUUGGAAAAUACAUUUUUGUCAAUUAGAAAAAUAGUGCCCCACAUCUUCCCGCUUUUGAGAUACGCAACUGGCUUUGUACAUCAGCGAUGGGAUCUGGAAUCGUUAGUUUCGCAAAUACCUUCGAGAAUACCAGUGUUGCUAUUAAGCGCAAGAAAAGACGAGAUUGUGCCUCCGCUGCACAUGGACGAGAUAUUCAACACGCUAAAGAGUGAGUACAAGCAGAUGUACAAAUUCGAGGAUAGUUAUCAUAACGAUACCGUUUUGCAAGAAGGUUACUGGGACAGAAUACACUCAUUUAUUAAAGACAAGCUGAAUCCAGUUGGCUUGUAA
Lodderomyces oxycetoniae is the source of this 891-nucleotide messenger RNA. RefSeq lists its product as uncharacterized. Gene Ontology annotation, cellular component: membrane. The record is from RefSeq and is a predicted model, not a curated record. Lineage: Eukaryota; Fungi; Ascomycota; Pichiomycetes; Serinales; Debaryomycetaceae. The transcript has a single exon. The coding region runs from base 1 to 891 and encodes 296 amino acids. Gene Ontology annotation, molecular function: palmitoyl-(protein) hydrolase activity.